CGAGCACUGCCGAGCCGAGACGACGACGACGGCGGCGGCGGCGACGGCGGUGGUGAUGACGGCAACGGCAACGGCAACGGCAACGGCGACGGCGACGGCGACGGCGACGGCGACGACGGCGACGGCGACGAUGACAGCAAGUUCCGCGUCGCACAAUGCGCACACUCGAUGAAUACAAGAGAUUGGGAUUGAUAACAGCUGCUACCGCCAUCUACCAAAUACAAGCUGCAACUGUAACCGUCAGAUUCGAAACUUGCGACGUUCGCGAAGCGUUUGUGACUCCACGACGUGGCAUCGUUUGACCUGAUCUCAAUAUUUGUCAUGAUGUGAGUGAUUUUGCUGGACGCUCCUGUUGCUGAAGUAUCGAUCUGGGAUUGAAUUGACUAAUGCAAGCGCUUUAUCCAAAUGCCAAGAGUUACCGGCGAGCCGCAAAAGGAUCAAAUCAAAAAGCGAAGGAGACCGGUCGGCGAGUUCAGAUUCCGCGCUGAUAACGUCCUCGUCGACGACUCGUAAUCACGUAAGGAGGUUUACAUUAGCACCAGCGUCGUACGUGCUCGAGAUUUCGACAUGGCCACACCGAUCCCGGACGUCGGCAAUGUCAAGGCGAAAGCACUGCGGGCCUUCGCCGAGAAAUUCGACGAGCCGGCCACCGUCUGUGUCUACGCGCCCGGACGCGUCAAUCUUAUCGGCGAGCAUACGGAUUACAACGACGGUUUUGUACUACCAAUGGCAUUGCCGAUGGUCACGGUGAUAGCCGGCAAGUCGCACGACGGACAGAGAAUGAAAAUCGUCUCCCUGAGCGACACGGUCGGCGAAACGAACGAGGUCGAAUUCGAAGCGAGUAGUCGCGCCGAUUUAAAGCCGGGGGACCCAAAGUGGGCAAACUAUGUCAAAGGGUGCAUCGCUAAUUUUGUCUGUGAUGUUCCCGCGUUCAAAGCCGUAAUAGCGUCUACUGUACCGGCGGGUGCCGGCCUCAGCAGCUCGGCGGCUCUGGAAGUAGCGACUUACACAUUUCUAGAGGCGUUGAGCGGCAAGAAAGCGGAGAAACCGGAGGAGAAGGCUUUGGCGUGUCAAAAAGCGGAACACGAUUUCGCUGGGGUGCCGUGCGGCAUAAUGGAUCAAUUCAUCUCAGUCAUGGGCAAAGAGGGCUGCGCGCUUCUGCUGGACUGUCGAGAUCUCGCCAUCAAGCAGAUACCCAUGCUGCACAUGGACGACUAUGUUUUCCUUAUAACGAACUCGAACGCACCGCACAAGCUGAGCUCGAGUGCCUAUUGCGAGCGCAGAGACUGUUGCUACGAGGCCGCGCGAAUGCUGAACAAGAAAAGUCUCAGGGAUGCGGAUAUGAAUGAUAUCCGAGCACUAACAUUACAGAACGCGCCCGAUCGCGGUGUCAAGAGAGCUCGCCACAUAGUCACGGAGAUUCAACGGACUCUGGACGCCGCGGAGGCACUCGAGCGAGGCGACUUGAAGCGAUUCGGCCGGCUGAUGAACGACAGCCACGACUCACUGCGCGAUGAUUACGAGGUCUCGUCUAAGGAGCUCGACUCGUUGGUGUCGGCGGCCAGAGAGGUGGAUGGCGUGUUAGGCAGCCGUUUGACGGGCGCAGGCUUCGGCGGCUGCACCGUCACUUUGUUGAGAAAGAACGCGGUCGACAGGGCGAUUCAACAUAUGACGGCGAAGUACUCCGGCACACCUACGUUCUACAUAGCGACGCCGACCGGAGGUGCUCGAGAAAUCAGCGUGAGUUAGUCUUAGUAUUAACGCCUUAAACAUACACGCACGCAGGCCGAUGUGAUUGCCUCAGCACUUGCAACCACUGACGUCACCAUGAGCCUCGUCGUUCUGACUGGAAAUUAUUCUGGAGCGAUCAAUUCUCUAUCUUAUACUGUUUCCAACCAUACGUACAUGUCCAGACACAAUGUAUACGGAUGAAAAUCGUGGUGAGCAAGUGCUGUCGCACAUACGCCGUAUACAUACUUUAUGAUGUAACACAUUAAGAAGAGAUACUCUGGAAUAUGUGAAUUACUCCGAGAGAUUUACGGCGCGCUCGGCUCUGGCGAGUUAAUCAUUCCUCGUGAACGCUUUCUUUUUGUGGCACGAGAGCGGAAUUCUGAUAUAUUUACAAUGAGAUUAUUCGCAUUGGAAGUAAGGAACAUAUAAUGAGCUGUCGCGAGUGUGUCUAUCCAGCACAGAAUUAUAUAUGUUCCUAUCUGAUUCAAUAAGAUAAAUUCGGAGUGCACACUUGUCAAACUCCCGUCUCUCGUAAGUACAAAAAUAUGACAUAGUGUACAAUAUCGUGCAAAUACAUAGCGUAUAGCUUAAUUCUUAUACUGGCUCGCGUUCAUAAAUACAUACAUAUAUACAAGUUCCUCUUUAGUCAACUAUAUAUCGUCGCAGUUGAUAAACGAAGGUAGCGCUUUGCUUUGAGCUAUACUGUAUACUUUGCGUAAUACUGUCUGUGGAACGAAGGCAACGGUAUUUUCAUUAUAAUACUGAUACUCGUUAAGGAAGGAGAGAGAGAUGACCAAUCCAGAAUCUAGCUGUCGUUUGCAUCGUCGUCCAAAUUUAAACGCGUUCAGUAUCGAUUCAGCGUCUCGAUUGAUACAUUGGUGUAUUCUAUGAUAGAAACACAGUACAUCUAGUAAACAUCAUAGUAUAAUAUAUAAACGCUGUGGAAAUUCCGCCAUAAAAGGAUCGAUUUACCUUUAAGGCAGUCGUUGAGCUCAAGUUCACUGGAACUGCAUGUGAGGCUUGAUGGUUUCACGCCUUUGAAGAUCUGAAUAACACUUGGCUUUAAGUUGUGAAAAAUUAAUGGCUGGCCACGCCUUACAAAAUCCUCUAUCAAAGUCUUGAUACCCUGAAAAAAAAG
Molecule: messenger RNA, 2869 nt
Organism: Harpegnathos saltator (Jerdon's jumping ant)
Lineage: Eukaryota; Metazoa; Arthropoda; Insecta; Hymenoptera; Formicidae
Product: galactokinase
Exons: 10
Coding region: 568-1749 (393 amino acids)
Biological process (GO): carbohydrate phosphorylation; galactose metabolic process
Cellular component (GO): cytosol; cytoplasm
Molecular function (GO): ATP binding; galactokinase activity
Source: RefSeq, a predicted model, not a curated record